Molecule: messenger RNA, 504 nt
Organism: Drosophila willistoni
Lineage: Eukaryota; Metazoa; Arthropoda; Insecta; Diptera; Drosophilidae
Gene: cib
Product: thymosin beta
Exons: 3
Coding region: 1-390 (129 amino acids)
Biological process (GO): actin filament organization
Cellular component (GO): cytosol
Molecular function (GO): actin monomer binding
Source: RefSeq, a predicted model, not a curated record
AUGGCCGCCCCAGCACCAGCACUCAAGGAUUUGCCCAAGGUCGCUGAGAACCUCAAGAGUCAAUUGGAAGGUUUUAAUACGGAGAAACUGAAGAAUGCCAGCACUCAGGAGAAAAUUAUUUUGCCCACAGCUGAGGAUGUGGCAGCUGAAAAAACCCAAAUGUCUAUUAUUGAGGGUAUUACUGCCUUCGAUCAAAACAAUCUAAAGCAUACGGAGACCAAUGAGAAGAACCCAUUGCCCGAUAAGGAAGCAAUUGAACAGGAGAAGGAGAAGAAUCAAUUCAUUGCGGGCAUUGAGAACUUCGAUGCGAAAAAAUUGAAGCAUACCGAAACCAACGAGAAGAAUGUAUUGCCCACCAAGGAGGUCAUCGAAGCUGAGAAGAAGGCCUAAAGCCAAAAUAAGAUAAAAACUUAAAAAAAAAAAAAAACAAAGCAAAAAACAAACCAACUACGUCGUCUUGUCGCAUCUCUCUCAUUCUCCAUAAAUAUAUAUAUAAUAUGUAUA